UCGAGUCAAGUCCUACUUUUUCUGUGUUGUGGCUGGAGUGUACAGUAGUAAUUGUGACUGGUUCACUUUUGAUCUUGCGGCGUCGUUGCAGUUAUUUCUCGCGGUUUCGUGGCCUUUUCGUGAUGUGUUGCUGAUUAUAAUGUCAUCAACCAAGUCCGGUCGUUGUGGUAGCCAGGAAGCUAAGCCAGGACCGACGCUACUUGACAAGGGGCAGAAUGUCAGCGAGAAAAUUCAGGCUCUGAAACACAUCGACACAUUCUACAGCCAGGCUCCACCGGGUCUAAUUCAGGAGGAAAAGGAGAAUCCCGAAGACUGUAUUCCUGACUUGCCAGAGAACAAACAUGCGCGAGAGUUUCUGUCAAAGGCACCUACGAAGGGUCUGUGGAUGCCCCUGGGAAAGGAAGUUAAAGUAAUGAAAUGUUGGAGGUGCAAAGCCUACGGACAUAGGACAGGAGACAGGGAGUGUCCUAUGUUCCUCAGUGGAAACUCUGCAAGCGAGAAGUUUAGAUUUGUGCAUGAAGAUCCGAUGCACGAGUUCGUGAAAGAAAGCAAAGCGACUGAAAAGCAGGAACGAAUUCGCCAGCUGCAGGAACUUCUUGAAGGAUCGUCGGAUUCUGACAGCAGCUCAAGCUCUUCAAGCAGCAGUAGCUCCCCGGGAGAAUCGAGAAAGCGUCGCCGCAAGCACAGCCACUCAAAACAUGAGUCCAGAAAAAAGCAGAAGCAUCAUCGUAAAUCUAAGAAGCGUAGAAGAAAGUGAACUCUUCCACUUCCUUUUGUCGCAUUCAUAAUUGCCUUAGUUAUAUCGUGCAUACCACAUUAAAUAAAUAUUUCGUAUCAUACA
This is a messenger RNA of Dermacentor andersoni, 841 nucleotides long. Its product is annotated as retinitis pigmentosa 9 protein-like. The record is from RefSeq and is a predicted model, not a curated record. Gene Ontology annotation, biological process: RNA splicing. Lineage: Eukaryota; Metazoa; Arthropoda; Arachnida; Ixodida; Ixodidae.